Molecule: messenger RNA, 784 nt
Organism: Podarcis muralis (Common wall lizard)
Lineage: Eukaryota; Metazoa; Chordata; Lepidosauria; Squamata; Lacertidae
Gene: BLOC1S1
Product: biogenesis of lysosomal organelles complex 1 subunit 1
Biological process (GO): endosomal transport
Cellular component (GO): BLOC-1 complex
Source: RefSeq, a predicted model, not a curated record
GAGCGAAGAGAACUCUCUCCCCGUGUGGCUUCUUCGCAGCCAUGCUCUCCCGCUUGCUGAGGGAGCACCAGGCGAAGCAGGCCGAGAGGAAAGAGCUGCAAGAACGGCGGAGGCGAGAGGCCAUCGCUGCAGCCACUUGCUUAACCGAAGCCCUGGUUGACCACUUGAAUGUUGGGGUGGCGCAGGCCUAUGUGAACCAAAGGAAGCUCGACCACGAAGUGAAGACAUUGCAGAUCCAGGCUGCCCAGUUUGCCAAACAGACCGGCCAGUGGAUCAGCAUGGUGGAAAACUUCAAUCAGGCUCUGAAGGAGAUUGGCGAUGUGGAAAACUGGGCACGUAGCAUUGAGAUGGACAUGCGGACCAUUGCCACGGCCCUAGAGUACGUUUACAAAGGGCAGCUGCAGCCAUCCACCUCCUGAAAUGGACACCUUUCCUCCUCGGACCCCCUUCCCUCGCUCCAUGCAGCCAUCAGCGUGGGGGCACAAGUAAAGAAAUGGCAAAUCCCUUGUCUGCCAGCCCUUAUUAAAUGGUCAGCGGCUGCCUUUUUGCAGCAGCGGGCAAGAUCUGCCCUUGCCCCCGCCCAGCGACUGAAAGGCACGUUGGCCUGUGUGUGUCACUGCUGAAUGAGAGGUAGUGGUAUCUUGCGCUGGGGAAUUAAAAACAAACCAGUAUUGAUUCAGGAGAAACACAGCAUGCACACAAUGAAAGCUGGAGAAGGGGUUGUGCAGACCAGCUUUUACCUCUCGCUAGAAAGAACGGAAUAAAAACGAAUGGUUUAAACACA